Molecule: messenger RNA, 388 nt
Organism: Candidula unifasciata
Lineage: Eukaryota; Metazoa; Mollusca; Gastropoda; Stylommatophora; Geomitridae
Source: the annotation of a GenBank genome assembly
ACCAAGUGAAAUAACGGAUACAGAAUAUGAGAUCUGUGUUGAGGACACCCUUGAUUCGUUGACUGAAUUUUUUGAGGAUUUACCUGAAAUUGAACCAUGCAAUGAUGAUUAUGACUGUGCUUAUGGGAAUGGGGUCCUGACAGUACAUCUUGGCAGCGUUGAGGGCACUUAUGUAAUCAAUAAGCAGAUGCCAAAUAAACAGAUUUGGUUGUCUUCUCCUCUCAGUGGACCCAAGCGUUACGACUAUUUUGAUGGACAGUGGGUGUAUCUCCGAGAUGGGCGAGGGCUGCAUCGUCAGCUGGAAGAUGAAAUGACUGAAAUUAUGGGAUUCAGAAUUGAACUGAAGAAGUGUAAAUAUUACUCUUGGGGAAUGUCUGAUUCAAAGUAA